Messenger RNA from Phacochoerus africanus (Common warthog), 2174 nucleotides. RefSeq names its product mitochondrial transcription termination factor 2 (gene MTERF2). Bases 833 to 1990 code for a protein of 385 amino acids. The record is from RefSeq and is a predicted model, not a curated record. Gene Ontology annotation, biological process: termination of mitochondrial transcription; regulation of DNA-templated transcription. NCBI's taxonomy places the organism in Eukaryota, Metazoa, Chordata, Mammalia, Artiodactyla, Suidae. The transcript is spliced from 3 exons. Gene Ontology annotation, cellular component: mitochondrial matrix. Gene Ontology annotation, molecular function: double-stranded DNA binding.
CAGUUUAUCAGAAAAGUCUCAUAUUUAGGUGAAGGUGGCAGGAGAGAGACUUUUAAAGACACUGUAGCUAACUGCUGGAUGAGGGGUAGGAGGGAGAAGAGAGGCAGGAAGGCUAGAUAGGUUCCAAAGAAGCUUUGGGAUCUUUUAAACUACGUUUCUUUUGUAAAUUCGUUCUUUUACUAUUGAAUUAUUUUAGAUAAAGCAAUUUGAAUUACUUCUAUCCUUUUUUUUUUUGUCUCACGGGCUAAUGACAUUCCCCAAGGGCCAAAAGGACUGCAACUUAUAAGUUCUCUAAAAAUACUGGAAGGAAACAGGCGUGAAAACCGCCAAUAAUUGCUGGUGGGAGGCGCUGUUCCCUGGAAAGCCGAUUCCCACGCUGUACCACCUGCCCCGCCCGCUACGCUACGUCAGGAGGGUCACGUAGCCUGGGUCCCGCACCCUGAUUGGCUACGUUUUGGGUUCCGGGGUUUUCUGCGGGUUCACAGGUGGCUGGGUCGGCUGAGGGAAUUGGGCGGCUUGGGACCCAGCCUCAGUUCCCGGGCCUCGGGAGGAACGGAGGUAGACCCACAGCAGCCUCAGCCCGGGGAGGAAAGAAGGACGGAGCCAGAGACCCGGUACUCGCAUACGGUACAGAGCGGAUGCCGACAGGUGAGUGCUAUUGAAAGGUUCAUUCAGGAAGGUGACCAGAUCACAUUUUGAGAAGAAGCUGGAAGGAAGCCCAAGUGGAUUAACUGAAGCUCUGGACAAGGACAGGAUCUCUGGGGAGAAACUAAGGUAUGAUGAGUAUAUUCUGAACCUCAGGACCGUGGGAAUUAGCCAGUGGAUUGCAGGCAUGUUGUGGAAGUUGCUCAUGAGAUCCCAGCCCUGCAGGCUCUGUUCUUUCCAAAAGAUGCUAUCGGCUCCAAAAUACAGACGUUUUCUAGCAUCCUUCACCUACACAACUGAUAAUCAGUCAAACAAAGAAAAUAAAAUGACAGUGGAAAAGCUCUAUAAAUUGUCAGUGGACAUCAGGAAAAUUCGAAGAUUAAAAGGAUGGGUACUUCUAGAGGAUGAAACCUAUGUUGAAGAAAUUGCAGAUAUUUUACAACAACUAGGUGCCAAUCAGACUGCUGUAGCCAGUAUCUUGGAACGCUGCCCAGAAGCAAUUAUCUGCAGUCCAACUGCUAUUAACACACAGAGAGAACUCUGGCAAUUGGUCUGCAAAAACAAGGAAGAGUUAGUCAAGUUAAUAGAACAGUUUCCAGAAUCUUUCUUUACUGUUAAAGACCAGGAAAACCAGAAGUUGAAUGUUCAGUUCUUUCAAGAGUUGGGACUCAAAAAUGUGGUCAUUAGCAGAUUUUUGACAACCGCAUCUAAUAUUUUUCAUAAUCCGCUUGAGAAAAAUAAGCAAAUGAUAAAGACUCUCCAAGAGAGUUACCUAAAUUUAGGUGGCUCUGAGGCCAAUAUGAAAGUUUGGCUACUAAAAUUAUUAAGCCAAAACCCAUUUAUUUUGUUAAAGUCCUCUGCAGCUAUAAAGGAAACACUAGAAUUUCUUCAGGAGCAAGGUUUCACAAACUUUGAAAUUCUCCAGCUUCUGUCCAAACUCAAAGGAUUUCUUUUUCAACUUUGCCCAAGAAGUAUACAGAACAGUAUGUCCUUCACGGAAAAUGCUUUUAAAUGUACUGAUCAUGACCUAAAGCAAUUGGUUUUGAAAUGUCCCGCCCUUUUAUAUUACUCUGUUGCAGUUUUGGAAGAGAGAAUUCAGGGAUUAUUGAAAGAAGGAAUUUCCAUAACUCAGAUAAGAGAGACACCAAUGGUUCUUGAAUUAACACCACAGAUAGUACAAUACAGGAUAAGAAAACUGAAUUCCUUAGGCUAUAGAGUAAAGGAUGGACAUCUAGCACAUUUAAAUGGAACAAAAAAAGAGUUUGAGGAGAACUUUGGUAAAAUUCAGGCAAAAAAAGGCCGGCCAUUAUUUAACCCUGUGGCACCAUUAGAUGUUGAAGAGUAGCUUACUGACUGAUGUUGCUUGCUUCUGUCAGUGCAGUGAAACUGAGUAGCUUGUGGGCACCAGUAAUUUUAAGAACCUACUUAGCUUCUAAAUUGUGUUUGAAUUACCUCUUAAGUAGAUAAUCUCUGACUCAGUUGCUGUUUUUAAAAAUAUAAAUUAUGGGGAGUUCCCAUUGUGGCUCAGU